Messenger RNA from Stegastes partitus (bicolor damselfish), 1484 nucleotides. RefSeq names its product diphthamide biosynthesis 5 (gene dph5). Gene Ontology annotation, biological process: protein histidyl modification to diphthamide. NCBI's taxonomy places the organism in Eukaryota, Metazoa, Chordata, Actinopteri, Pomacentridae. Gene Ontology annotation, molecular function: diphthine synthase activity. The coding region runs from base 209 to 1075 and encodes 288 amino acids. The transcript is spliced from 7 exons. The record is from RefSeq and is a predicted model, not a curated record.
CUCAGAAAACAACGUAAAGCGGCUCCAGCUGUCGUAACACGCACACAUUUUUACGUCACUCUAUUCCAGGUCGCACAGUGAGACUACACGUGAAUAGAGCAGCAGUGGGCUGAUUUCGCCUCUUUUUGUUCGGUGUUGCGAAGAUUCAGCUCCAGGCAGUGCAGCAGGAGUGUGACACCGGCUCCGUGCAGAGGGAGAGGCCGGCAGGAUGCUGUAUCUGAUCGGCCUGGGGCUCGGAGACGCCGCUGACAUCACGGUGAAGGGUCUGCAGGCGGUGAAGAGCUGCUCCAGAGUCUACCUGGAGGCCUACACAUCCAUCCUCACUGUGGGCAAAGAGGCGCUGGAGGAAUACUAUGGGAAGCAGCUGAUCCUGGCAGACAGGGAUCUGGUUGAGCAGGGAGCUGAUGAGAUCCUGAAGGAUGCAGAUGUAACUGACGUGGCGUUCCUAGUGGUCGGCGACCCCUUUGGAGCCACCACUCAUAGUGACCUGGUCCUGAGAGCAGUGAAUGCUGGGAUACAGUUUAAAGUCAUCCACAAUGCGUCCAUCAUGAACGCAGUCGGCUGCUGUGGUCUGCAGCUGUAUAACUUUGGGGAGACGGUGUCCGUGGUGUUUUGGACGGAGACGUGGAGACCUGAGAGCUUCUACGACAAAAUCUGUAAAAACAGAGCAGCUGGACUGCACACACUCUGCCUGCUGGAUAUUAAAGUCAAAGAGCAAACCAUCGAGAACAUGAUGAGAGGGAAGAAGAUCUACGAACCACCUCGCUUCAUGACAGUCAGUCAGGCUGCAGAUCAGCUGAUUCAGAUCAUCAACAGGAAACGGGACGAGGGGGAGGAGCUGGGUCUAACUGAGGACACCGUUUGUGUUGGUGUGGCCCGGCUGGGCUCUGAAGACCAGAUGAUCCGCACAGGGACUUUACGUCAGCUGGUGUCAUGUGACCUUGGCCCUCCACUUCAUUCUCUGGUGAUCACCGGCCAACUCCACCCACUAGAGGUGGAUCUACUGCGUAUAAAUGCAGAACCAAACGCCCUGCAGCACCUCUGCAUGCUUGACAGUUCAACGUUCACCUCCUAACAGGCACGCCACUCACAUGUUGCUCUGCCUGCCUUUGUGAGGACCACUGGUGUGUUCAAUUUGUAAUGUCCUUUUACUGUCAAAUAUGACUUUCUGGGAACCUCCUUAUCAAAAUGAUACAUGAUCCAGUAUGUAGAUUUCCUCCGAGUUCGGUGCUGAUUGGUCCUCACACCCAUGCUCAUCUAUUUGUAAUCCAAGCAAGCCAUUGUUAGAUUCCUUUCCAAGUACCAAUCGGAACUUUCAAACUUGCACUUAAAGUAAUGAGUACUGGCAGAAAUGUCUUCACCAUGAUGGGUUUAAAGCAGAAAUUUGUCUUCACAAAGAGACGAAACCCAUAUACAUGCACACACAAGCCUGAAAACAAUGAUUUAUUUGUAUAAAAUAUUGAUUAAAAAGGCAUUUGAACCAC